AUGUCUGUCGCACAUGCCAUCAACCACUGCAACGCGAAGCACAGCACGCCCGACGUCGUGGGCGGUCUGUUCGCUCUUGAGCCUUUCCGCGGCGUGGCACUCGCGUUCCCGGGUGUUGACGGCGCGGAGGAAGGCGACUCCGGCAAUCCAGAUCCCCAAUACCCCCUUCCGCGCCCCACAAUCAAAUGCUGUAUCUUUGCACCAGCUCCCCCGCUUGAUAAAGCUCCUGAAGAAGACGAGGAAGACAAUGAACGUUAUAAGCUGCAGGCUCAAGUCGACGAGCAGCACAUUGGUGCCCACGGUCUUCAGGUUCCCCUCCCAGUUGCCCGCGCAGGCGAUGCCGGAGCCGGAUCACUGGGCGAGGGAGCCAACGAUGUCCAAUGUGAUGAAGAGCGGCCGAGCCAGAGGGGCGGGACGCGGAAGAAGACCUGCCUAUACGUCGGUAAGGUCGUCCGGAUUAGACGCGUAGGCAGCAGGUACGACGUGACGCAGACGAAAAUGGGCGAGAUGGCGAUAUCUGACGCGCUCACGGCAUACAGCGGGAUCGAGGCGAAGUUGUCGAUCGACGCGUUGCACACCGACCAGCCGGCCGUCGAGAUGACGCAGACCACAAACAGCGGGAUCGUGUCCUUGUCCUUGUCACGCGCGGUGUGGUUGUGA
This is a messenger RNA of Fonsecaea erecta, 660 nucleotides long. RefSeq lists its product as hypothetical. The transcript is spliced from 2 exons. Bases 1 to 660 code for a protein of 219 amino acids. The record is from RefSeq and is a predicted model, not a curated record. NCBI's taxonomy places the organism in Eukaryota, Fungi, Ascomycota, Eurotiomycetes, Chaetothyriales, Herpotrichiellaceae.